Messenger RNA from Trypanosoma grayi, 1440 nucleotides. Its product is annotated as LMBR1 domain-containing protein 1. The record is from RefSeq and is a predicted model, not a curated record. Bases 1 to 1440 code for a protein of 479 amino acids. Lineage: Eukaryota; Euglenozoa; Kinetoplastea; Trypanosomatida; Trypanosomatidae. The transcript has a single exon.
AUGGUCAACUGGUGGCUCAUUGUUCUGCUCGUCAUCGUCGGGCUGAUGUGCGUGGGGCUCGGCGUCUACACCCUCAUCUACUUCCAGUCGGAGGAGGACGAGGGGGAGGCGUACACGGCCAAGGUGAUCGUCGUGGUCGGCAUGGUGAUGUCCAUCGGCGUCGUGCUGCUGCUGCCGCUCGAUGCCGCCAACGCCACGGACCCGACCGUCCCCACGAAGUACGCCAAUACUCUCAACACGCCGCUCAUGUGGCAGAUCGUGCUGUGGUUCUUGACCGCCAUGACUGUGGUGGUGGUGCCGUUCGUCAUGUUCUUCUAUGAGGCGUACGACCCGGACAAGAACAAGCCCGGGCGGCAGGUGGGGCAGGCGGUGUUCUACACCGUCGGCGUAUUCGGCGUCUUCGCUAUUAUAUGCGGUGUGUGCUACGCCAAGGUCGGUGUGUCGGUGGUGCCGAUGCGGAGCUAUGUGGCGUACCCACAGUUCGUGCAGAACGUGGAGGACGUGGCGUACAACGGCACCAGCGUCUCUGGCAAGCUGGAGAUCGGCGUCAGCUUCUUCACGUACUGCGUUGGCAUGCUCUGCUUCUUUGGCUGGAUUGCCUUCUUCUUCUACGGCGGCGUUGGGCUCGUGUCGUUCCCUAUUGACCUCAUACGCGGCUUCGUGAAGCGGCCAAAGGCGAUUAGCGGCGCCCGCUUCGCGCAGGAGAUGGCCGUCAUCGCUGCGAAGGGCGACGCGCUGCUCGAGCUCUCACUGGAGACGCAGAAGGCGAGCCGUGGCACCAUUUCCCGCUCGAUGCGUAGCAAGAUCAACAUCCUGCGCAACGAGACGCACAUCCUCGAGGCGCAGCAGGAGCAACUCAUAUGGGCCUACACGCAGGCAGGCGGCUCGCCGUUUAUUGUGUACGGCCGGCUGCUGAUCGGCAUCGUGUCGGUCCUCGUCAGCGUGGCGUGGGCGCUGCACAUAUUCCUCUACAACACCUUCGGCGCCACGCCGUUCCUCAAUACUCUUCUCACCGAGCUGGACAGCGCCUUCUCGCUCUUUGGCAUCAUCGCGUACGGCGCGCUGGUGUUUUACCUGAUGUGGAUCACCUUUGAGGGCCAGGUGCGCCUCGGUAUGCGGCUCGUGUUCUUCCAAAUCCACCCACUGAAGCCGCACGACACGACACUCAACUCACUGCUCUUCAACAUCGCACUCUUGCUCCUCACCAGUGUCGCCGUCGUAGAGUUCGCCGCGCGGUCCUUCCAGGAGUAUAGCCCAUGGACAGCCAUCAACGCGCUGAUGAACAUAUUCGUGCUGCACCUCAAGGGCAUUGGGUAUUUUAUCAUGCUGGCGCAGUUCUUCUUCCUUGGCAUCUCGCUGCUGUCGCUGGUGUGGGUGAUCCUGUGCCCCGUGCACAGGAAGCGGGGGGACCCGACGAAGGUGCGGCUCGCCAAUAACUAG